CGGGUGCGGGUCUUCGGGUUACGCCGAGCCUUGUGUUGGAGGGCACGAAUGCCAGGCUAUUUAUUCCAUUGACAACUGGGAGAAGCCGUGAUCGCGGCAGUCCUGGCUGCUGCUGUCCUCCAGGAGGUCCCUCCGCCGCUUGGCGCAGCAGUCGGUGCGGUUCCUUCCCGCAGCUCUGCCGGUUCUGUCCGUGCAGCGUUUCUAUCUUUCCCAGCCCCAGAGCUGAUUCUGCAAACCGGUCCUGAGCUGCGGAUCAGCUUCUCCACAGUCCUUUGUGUUGAACUGCUCUGAAUGUCUUCAGAGCGAGACUUGUGUCAAAAACUGCCUGGUGUUGUCGUUGCUGCUCUGCUGCAUCCUCAGAACAGAGCAAAUUUCACUGAAUUCUAAGCCUUGUGAGAAACUGUGUUUGGUCCAGUGGAGAAAGAGUGUUGGGGUUUUUUUUGAUUGGUUUGUUGGUUUUUUCCUGGUACCUCAUCUGCCACUGUCAUCUUACUUACAUUCCUCUUUCUCCAUUAACUUUUAUCCUCAAGGCGUAGGAGGAGUGGGAAACUGAACCAUCCCCUCUUUUGAUGCACUUAAAGAGUAUAUCACUAGCAUAAGGGGAAAGAAAUCUGUUUCUUUUCAGAAUGAUGGUACGUCCCAAAAUAAGAGGUGUAAUUAUUACUAGUUUUAGAUUUGAGAAUCAGUUUUCCUUUUAUAUGUAUUUAGUUCUGUAGCACCAGUAAAACACAAAGUUCUUUGCUUAGGUUACAUAGGUGGGUACUGACUGUUUGAGAGGUCAAGAUAAUUGAAAGCAGCAUCAGAGUGAAGGUUAAAAAUCAGUGCAAAGCCAUUUAACUGAUCCUGAAACUGCAAAAGUUCGGAUGUAAGAGUGAGCAUUUCAUUUUGAGUAAUUGCCAGUCAAUUGGAUGGGAGGCCUGAGCCUGGCACAUUGCAGAUAUGUGGAAUUUGGAAUGCACUCUUCCGUUUAAAAAAAAUAAAUAAAUAAAAAUAAAAAUUCCAUAAUAUGGAAGGGCAGGAUGGAAUAAAGGAUAUAAUCCUCCCAAUGCAUUCCCACUGCUUUCCAGUCAAAGCCUUUAGAACAACACUAUGUAGCCCAAUUCUACAAAUGCUCCCAUAAGUGGUUUGCCUUUGGGUGCAUAAUGGGUUACUGGUAGAGCCAGGAAUAGCAUGCAGCAAAUCCUGACUCACUGUUUGCUGCUAUAAUUGUACAGGGUGUAUUUUCUCCCAGAGUCUAAUACCGUUUCAACAAGAACUUGACAUCUUUUCUAGCAGUGGCACAGUGGGCAAGAACCAGUUUGAUUCCCUAACUCGAUCCUUCUGCAUGCAGAAUAGCACAGAAACAAUUACUUUUCUCUGGAGACACUGAAAGAUGUUGGAGCUUUUGCAGAAGCAGAUGUUUGUCUCUAAGUCUGUGUGCCAUCCAGGCAGAGUCACCCCUGUGUUCCCUCUGGGGAAGAUGCUGGGGACUCCAAUGAAGUGUUGGUUCUGUGGUGCCUGAGUAACUGAGGCUUUUUGUUUGCUGUACUGAGACAUGCUUCAGGAAGUGCUUUAUUGCAGCAGUCCCACUAAUAUGUCAAACAGACUUUUCCAGGAACGUGAAGAUAAUUUACUGUUUUAUGCACAGAACUUUGGUUUUCUACUCUUCUUUGUUUUGCAGAGAGCCUAGGACUUUCUCCUAGGUUUCUAGUUAAAUUGUUCCUAGGAUAGUUAAAUACCAAGUCAUGUCCUAGUCUUGGUAGUUUCUGGAGUCUGUUUUCAUGAAAAGGAGAGGGUAUCUUGUUUGAUCCUCAGUUGCACCAGUACAUGUUGCUGAGAUGGCCAACCUGCUGCACAUAGUGCCUAUGAAUACUUGAAAGAGAUAAGACUGUCUUUGUGAGGACGGGAAGGAGGGCCUGGGCACAAGAAGUGGAGCUGAGCUCAGCAAGAUGAUGUCUUGGCAAUGCAGAAUUGAUAGGCCAGCUCUCUUAGCAAGACCAAGCAUCCGAAGAAUUCACGUGUGAUUUUAGCUGGAAAAAAAAAACAAAGGUGUUUGCUUACUUUCUUUUAAAGAGUAGAAAACACUGAACUAUUUAUUUAUUUGCUUUAUCCUUUCCAUGUCUUUCUGUCGUUCUGUUUGGCAAGCUACCAUAGAGCAGACUGGAAGAAGGGGCAUGUUGUCUCAGUGAGCAGGCUGUGGGCUGUUGACUGCAGGGUUAGUUCUGAAGAAGGCCGAGUGAUACUGCUGACCAUGCUACAGCCAGUGUCACAGGGUCUUGGAAGCUUGUAGCACACAAGUUGGAGUCAUUUGGUUUUUGCAAGAGGUGUGGUCUUAAGCACCGAAUCUUGUAUUCUUUUUUGUAAUUUUAAAUGGAGACUGGAGGAAGCAAAAAAAAAAAAAAGAGGAAAAAAAAAUGUAAAACACACAUUUUCUCACAAAUAGGUAACUGCAUUGCCAUGGUAACUUGAGGAUUUCAAAUUCCAAGUACGCUGUGUCAGUGGGAGCAAAUUGGACGCUGCUGCUGGAAGCAGGAGUACAAAGAUUCAUCUUGUUGUCCUGCCACUUUGUUUCCUGCAUAUGGUGAAAGAGAAGGUCUCUUCCUACGCAGUGCCUAUUGUUAAAUCAUCCUUGUGUUCUUCCUUUUGGAGACAUGUUUUUUUCAAGAAAAGCCUCAUAAAAAAUUGAAUGCUUUGUGAAAAUACUGCAGAGCCUUUAGGAAAUAAGUUGUGACUAUGCCAAAAUACAUGAAUAGCUAUUACAAAUUUUGCAUGAACUUAAUGGUAUGAGCUUUAAAAAUAAAACUCUGUUAUUCAUCCUUCUACUUAUGCAGUUAGUUCAUUCUUUGCUGUUUAUUUUAAUCCUUAGUGAAAGGUCAUUGUCAUAGCUGUGGCAUGCGUAAUGUUUUGAAGACUUCCUAUUUAACUAGGCAUGAUUUCUCAUGUGCUUCCUAAUGCAGUGGGCGAGUCUGACCAGGACCAUGGUUGGCACCACCACCAUAGCCAGACUGUGGGCAAUGUGCUGAUCAUCUUUCUUUAAAGAAACAUCUGCUAGCUUUCAUGUACAUAUCUAAAGGGAAAUUUGAAAGAAUAUUCCAAAAACAAUGGAAUCAGAGCUGCGCAGAAUGACAGUAAUGAAUUAAUCUGAUUUGGAUUUUUCCUCCCAAAGAUCACAGUGGACUGUGCAUGCUCUAGUCUUUUCCAUUGGCAUGAAGGUGCUGAAGUGCAAGCUUGUUCUUGGAGUGAUUUAUUUAGAGCCUGGCAUGUCUGGGCACUGGGGUUUCUAGUUGUGUUUCCACUGAUGCGUGCUUCUUGUGCUUCUUUCUCUCUUUCGUUCUCAGCUUUCUCAGCAUUUUGUGUUGUUUUUUUUUGUUUUUUUUUUGUAAAUUCUCUGGUCUGUUAUUAGUUGAUCCAUGGUUUCCGGCAGUGAGUUCUUCCCCCAUCAUCAUAUUCAGCAGAUUCGUGGUGGGUUGACAAUGCAAGUAAUUUAUGCAAGUAUAAUAAUUAGCUAAUACUAGUGAUGUUAGAGGUGGCAGUGAAUUGCAAGGUAGUAUUGCCAUCCUGACUUUGAGAUGAGAACUUAAUGUGACAUUUAGGAAGGAGAUGCCAUUGCACAAUCCCAGGCAGCUGAAAUACCACCUUCUUAGAUGGGGUUAUUGCUCUACUUUAUCAAAUGUCAUCUUCGCUACUUGCUCCUUUCACUGCUUCUAACAACUUGCAGAUUAUCUUUGUUAACCAUUCGAAUUAACUUGUGGAAGGAGAAAUUGCAGGAAGGGUGUCAGAUGAACUGCAUUCUGUGCGUGGUUUGGGAUAGCAGUGGUGAAGGCUGAGUUGCUAGAGGUUCUCUGAUGUGAAAUGUAGUGCUGUUACUGUCAAAUUGCAGUAAGAUUGCUGCAGCAGUAAAUUUUAAUUGCUUUGGGUUAGUCAAAGUGUUAUUGUGCCAUCUUUUCUUCUGUGCUAUGUAGCAAAGCAAGUUAGACCUCCUUGCUUUAAUUGUUUUUAUUGCAGUAAAGCCACGUGGUCUCCCUUCUUGAAACUACAACCCUGCAGAUUUACAGUACUUGAUGGGGGCCGUAACCCUGGACAGGUCUAUGAUAGGUAGGCUGCAGUCCAACUCCAUCUGCUGCCUUCCCCCUGCCUCAUCCCUCUUGGAGCCAUUUGUUCACUAGAACUUCUGCUCUGCUGUCAGCACCAACAGCCUGAGAGGUGGGCUUGCUCAGUAGAAUGAAAGCUGGGAAUUGAAUGGUUGAUAUGUAUGAGAUUUAUAGCUCUAUGGGCAUGAUCCUUCUUUGUUUUCCUGUGCUGCUGCUAUGGAUACAGCUUGCAAUGGAGCACAGGAGUGUGACUUGCUUGCAGGCUCGCAAACUCCUUCGUUUCCUACCUGCAGCCAGGCUCCCUGAAUGGUCUGGCCAUCCCAGCAUCUGGGGCAAGUAAAUGUGAUUGUAGCGUUAGGGCUUAAUCAACUAGAUGGAAGAGAAUGAAGAGAGUGAGAAAAGUGAUAAACUUGUUUCAUGGAGAGGAUAAGCAGCGGGGUAGCUUUUUUUUUUUCUUUCUGCUCCUCGCUUUCCUCCCAUCCAACUUCUUCUGUUUUGUUACUGCAGUUCUGUUUGCUCCUUGUACCAACUGAAUAAUAUGAGAAGCUGGAAAUUGUGUAAAUGCUUGUAGUUCACAGGAGUCAUAGGAAUCACAGGACCGUAGGAGUUGGAAAAGACCAGUGGAGAUCCCUUGGUUCAGCCUCCUGCUAACGCAGAUUCUCUGCAGUUUGCAAAGACGACAUCUGGUAGAGAUAUGGGAUGUCAUGGUCUGAAUGCAGAUCACAGCAUACUUCCAGAAGUUAGCAGCUCUACAGCCACACAGCUUUGCUGUGAAAGCAAGAAGUGCAAAAGACCAACUGGAACGUGUGUUUUUGCGUCUCGGCCAUGCAGAAACAGACGAGCAGUUGCAGAAUAUUAUUUCCAAAUUCCUACCCCCUGUUCUCCUCAAGCUGUCCAGUACUCAGGAAGGAGUUCGUAAAAAGGUCAUGGAGCUGCUGGUUCAUCUGAAUAAGCGAAUAAAAAGUCGCCCAAAAAUCCAGCUUCCUGUAGAGACAUUGCUAGUUCAGUAUCAAGAUCCUUCUGCAGUGUCUUUUGUCACUAAUUUUACCAUUAUUUAUGUUAAGAUGGGAUACCCUCGUUUGCCUGUGGAAAGACAAUGUGAAUUGGCUCCAACUCUUCUCACUGCAAUGGAAGGGAAACCCCAACCACAGCAAGACAGCCUAAUGCAUCUUCUAAUACCAACCCUUUUUCACAUGAAAUAUCCUGCUGAACCACUGAAAGCAGCAGCUUCUCCAUUUAAUCUUGCUGAAAAACCAAAGACUGUACAGCUGCUUUUGGACUUUAUGUUGGAUGUUCUUCUUAUGCCUUAUGGGUACGUACUGAAUGAAUCUCAGAGUCGGCAAAACAUGCCCUCAGGCCAGGGCUCUUCAUCAAGUACUGUGGGAGGUCCUGGAAUCCCUCAGCCGCCUCCAGGGAUGAGCUUUUAUGCAGCCAAGAGAGUAAUUGGAGAUAGCCCAUGGACACCAGAGCUGCUGGAGCAGUGUAAGCUGGGGAUAGUGAAGUUCAUUGAAGCAGAGCAGGUGCCGGAACUUGAAGCUGUUGUACAUCUGGUUGUAGCCUCCAGUGAUACAAGACACAGCGUGGCCACUGCAGCAGACCUUGAAUUGAAGAGCAAACAAAGUUUAAUUGACUGGAACAACCCUGCUAUCAUCAACAAAAUGUAUAAGGUGUAUCUUGGGGAUAUACCAUUGAAAACCAAGGAGGGAUCUGUUCUGAAGCCAGAAAUGAAACGAGAGUCAGUCAGCACUCGUGUUAAAUUAAAGAUUGUUCCUCAUCUUCUACAAUCCAGACAAGCUGCAGAAACAUUCCCAGCCAACAUUCAGGUGGUUUAUGAUGGACUCUUUGGUGCAAACACAAAUGCAAAACUGAGAAGUCUGUCCCUGCAGUUUGUGCAUCAUAUUUGCAUUAUUUGUCCAGAAAGUAAAAUAAAGCCAUUAGGCCCAGUGCUUCUAAAUGGACUUACAAAGGUGAUCAAUGAAUACAAAGAGGAUUCAAAAUUGCUGUCAAUGGCUUAUUCAGCAGUUGGAAAACUCUCCAGCCGAGUGCCUCAACUCUUCACCAAGGAUAUAGCACUGGUACAGCAGUUUUUUGAAGCUUUGUGCAAGGAAGAUGCUGAUACAAGGCUUGCCAUUCAGGAGGCCUUGUCUAUGAUGGUUGGAGCAUACAGUAACUUGGAAGGAGCCCAGCGUACUCUGAUGGAAGCUCUUGUAGCUUCUUACCUAAUAAAGCCUGAAGUUCAAGUACGUCAAGUGGCUGUGAAAUUUGCUAGCACAGUGUUCCCUCCAGAUCAUAUCCCUUCCAGAUACUUACUGCUUUUAGCAGCAGGAGACCCGCGGGAGGAGGUACAUGGAGAAGCGCAGCGAGUGCUGAGAACAUUUCCUGGUAAAAAUGAAAAAGAGAGUUCUGGGAAGCAGAUGCCUUCCUUCCCUGAAAUGGUUCAUUAUAUUCAAGAGAAGGCCUCUCACCGAAUGAAAACUCCAGCUAAAUAUAUGACAGGAACUGCAGCACUGCCUUUCAAUCCUGCCACGUUUGGAGAGAUAGUCCUGUACCUGCGGAUGUGUCUUGCUCACAGUGCAGGUGUGGUGCCAACCUCACAGAGCUUGGCAGAUAUGCAAGACCAUGCCCCAGCCAUUGGACGUUACAUACGAAACCUCAUGUCUGGCAACCACAUAUCUUUCUCUUCCACCUCUUCCUCCAAAAGUGCAGAAACCAAUCCUGUACAGAUAUAUAUUGGCCUACUUCAGCAGCUCUUAGCUGGUGUUGGAGGUUUGCCAGUCAUGUAUUGUCUUCUGGAAGUUGUUUCAGUGUAUCCAGAGAAGCUAGCCGCCAGAUUUGUAGACAAAAUGGAUUGGAUAAGGGGCCUGAUGAACACAAACAAAGAAGAAAUGCGUGAGCUCGCUGCCCUGUUCUAUUCUGUAGUGCUGUCUACAAUGUCUGGGAAUGAGCUUAGGACCUCUGUGGAGCAGCUGAUCAAGAUGACAAAAGACAAUCAUAGCCCGGAGGUCCAACAUGGAUCCUUGUUGGCUUUGGGAUUUACAAUAGGAAGGUACUUGGCCAAUGGGAAAAUCAGAGCAAUGGAGCUACAUGACAUACAGCAGCCAAACACUUCAGUCAUGCCGGAACAAGAGCAGCUCAUAAAGUCAACAACAGAGACAAUAGGUUCUUUUCUGGACAGCACCUCUCCCUUUCUUGUGGUGGCUGCUUGCACUGCUCUGGGAGAGAUUGGCAGAAAUGGCCCCUUGCCAAUCCCCAGUGAAGGCACGGGCUUUACAAAGCUGAAACUUGUUGAAAGCUUACUGGCCAGAAUCCCUUCCAGCAAGGAAACAAAUAAGAUGAAGGAACGAGCAAUACAAACAUUGGGUUACUUUCCUGUGGGAGAUGGAGAUUUCCCCCACCAAAAGCUACUGUUGCAAGGUUUGAUGGAUUCUGUGGAGGCCAAACAAAUAGAACUGCAGUUCACUGUGGGUGAAGCUAUUACCAGUGCUGCUGUGGGAACCAGCUCAGUGGCUGCACGUGAUGUGUGGACAGUCACAGAGGAGGAAUAUAUCCCUGCCCCAGAUCUGAAGGUAAAUGAUUUGGUUCCCUGGGUCCUAGACCUAAUUUUGAACAAGCACAUUAUCAGCCCUAACCCACAUGUUAGGCAAGCAGCUUGCAUCUGGCUUCUGUCAAUGGUGAAGAAGCUGAGUACACACAAAGCAAUUAAGUCUUACCUCAAGGAUAUUCAAAGUGCAUUCGUUUCAAUUCUGUCAGAUAGUGAUGAGCUCAGUCAGGAUGUUGCUUCAAAAGGUCUUGGUCUGAUAUAUGAACUAGGAAGUGAACAGGAUCAGCAACAGCUAGUCACCACGCUUGUUGAUACCCUUAUGACUGGGAAAAGAGCCAAACAUGAGAUGACUGGAGAAACUGUGGUGUUUCAGGGUGGCUUGAGCAAAACCCCAGAUGGUCAAGGUCUUUCUACCUACAAGGAGCUUUGUUCACUUGCUAGUGAUCUCAAUCAGCCUGAUCUGGUGUAUAAAUUCAUGAAUCUGGCCAACCAUCAUGCCAUGUGGAAUUCUCGCAAGGGAGCAGCUUUUGGUUUCAAUGUGAUAGCUGCCAAGGCUGGAGAGCAGCUGGCUCCGUUUUUGCCCCAGCUUCUUCCUCGGCUUUACCGUUACCAGUUUGACCCCAACCUGGGCAUUCGGCAAGCAAUGACCAGCAUUUGGAAUGCCUUGGUCACUGACAAAUCGAUGGUUGAUAAGUAUAUGAAGGAAAUUCUUGAUGAUUUGAUCAGUAACCUAACUAGCAGUCUGUGGAGAAUCAGGGAAUCCAGCUGUCUUGCAUUGAAUGACCUGCUGAGAGGAAGGCCUUUGGAUGACAUCAUAGACAAGCUUCCAGAAAUCUGGGAAGUUAUGUUUAGAGUGCAAGAUGACAUUAAGGAGUCUGUGCGAAAAGCAGCAGAACUAGCCUUAAAAACCUUAAGUAAGGUUUGUGUGAAAAUGUGUGAUCCCUCCAAAGGAGUUGCUGGUCAGAAGACAGUAGCUGUAUUGCUCCCUUGUCUCCUUGAUAAAGGAAUAGUCAGCACAGUUGCUGAAGUCCGGUCUCUCAGCAUUAACACUCUUGUGAAGAUCAGUAAAAGUGCUGGAUCUAUGCUGAAACCUCAUGCACCAAAACUUAUCCCAGCCUUGCUGGAGGCCUUGAGUGCACUGGAGCCUCAGGUCCUCAGUUACUUAAGCCUCUGUGCAACAGAUCAAGAUAAAACUGCAAUGGAUAGUGCCAGACUUAGUGCUGUCAAGUCAUCUCCUAUGAUGGAAACCAUUAACAUGAGCUUGCAGUACUUGGAUGUUUCUGUCCUGGGUGAGCUGAUUCCUCGGCUGUGUGAACUGAUAAAAAGCGGAGUAGGCCUAGGCACAAAGGGAGGCUGUGCCAGUGUAAUUGUCUCACUAGCCACACAGUGUCCCCAGGACCUAACACCUUAUUCAGGCAAACUUAUGAGUGCUUUACUUACUGGCCUGACUGAUCGGAACAGUGUGAUACAGAAGUCUUUUGCUUUUGCUAUGGGGCAUCUGGUCCGGACUUCUCGGGACAGUAGCACCGAGAAAUUACUGCACAAGCUUAACAGCUGGUACAUGGAAAAGGAAGAGCCAGUGUACAGAACAGGCUGUGCUUUAACUGUACAUGCUGUGGGACGCUACAGUCCGGAUGUAGUGAAGAACCAUGCCAAACAGGUGUUGCCAUUGGCUUUUCUUGGCAUGCAUGAAGUUCCUGAUGAAGAAAAAGGAGAAAAAGAUGAUUCUACUCUGUGGGCGGAAGUUUGGCAGGAAAAUGUACCGGGUACUCAGGGUGGCAUUAGGCUGUAUAUGCAGGAGCUGAUAGCCAUUACACAGAAGGCAUUGCAGUCCCAGUCCUGGAAAAUGAAAGCUCAGGGAGCAGCUGCCAUGGCAUCAAUUGCCAAACAGACCAGCUCCCUUGUACCUCCACAUCUGGGAACAGUGCUGUCUGCAUUGCUGCAGGGCCUGCCAGGGAGAACAUGGAUUGGAAAGGAGGAGCUGUUAAAGGCUAUCACCAGUGUUGUCUCUGCCUGCAAUGCAGAGCUGCAGAAGUCAGUGCCUGGCCAGCCCAGUGUCAAUGAUGUUGUCCAGGCUGUACUGAAAGAGUGUCGGAAAGAGAACCUGAAGUACAAGAUGGUGGCACUAAGCUGCAUGGCUGCAGUGCUGCAGGCAACCAAGGAAGAUCGGUUCCAGGAGCUGGCAGAUAUCAUCUUCCCCAUGAUAAAGAAGAACUCUGAGAAUGUGGGUGCAAGUUUACCAAAGCUUGACGAAGAAGAUGAGGAUGCGAGAGAGAGGGAGCUGCAGCUGGAGUCCCUGCUCUGUGCCUUCGAGACCCUGGGCAAAGCCUGGCCAAGGAGCCCGGAGACGCAGCGUUGCUAUCGCCAGCAGUUUUGCAAGUUAAUGUGUGACCAUCUGAAACUCAGCACAUGGAAAGUGCAGCUCGGAGUGCUGCAAGCCAUGAACGCCUACUUUCAGAGGUUGGUGCUGUUUGAGGAGGAGCAUGCAGACCCUGGGGCAUUGACAGAAAUACUGUUGGAAACCUGUUCAUCUAUCACCCAUUCUUUAGAAAACAAAAGCUACACGUCCGUCAGAACAGAAGCUUUGUCUGUGAUACAGCUACUGCUCACCAGACUGCAAGAGUCUAAACAGUGGGAAAGUCUGAAACCAGAAAGCAGAGAGCACCUCAUCCACUCCUUAUCUACAAUGGCAUCAGACAGCAGAGCUGAGCUACAGGAGAAGGCAUUUGUAUUGAAGAAAACACUUGAAAAUCUAAACUAAAUGUAAAAACAUCAACUAUGAAGUGCCAUGUAAAACAAAAAAAAAAAGUGCAGUGGUCUGAAAACCAAGUGGGAAAAUGAAGAUUACUCUGUAGCAUGCAUCAUUCCUGGCCAAAAUAAAAAAUGCCUUAAGUUCUGUUCCCCAUUAAUGUUACUUUUACUCUUUUGAGCUUAUUAUUAGUUACUAUUUUGUCAGUAAAUACCUCUUAAUGAUCUGCCCUAGAAUGUUUCUAAGUGUGCAUUAAAAAAAAAAAUGUAGAGGGCAAGAUGCUUUUAUUUCCCUUUCAGUCAGCAGAAGAAUGUUACUCAGAUCCCCACUGUCCUGCAAAGCAAUUACUGAAUAACCACCAGCACAGGAAGUGAAAAGCUUCACUCGUGUCGUGUGUGGAGAUCUGUUACCCGGUGUCAUUGAGACUCUGCAGUAGGGCUAGUGUUCAUUACCUGUAAAGAAUGAAACACUGCCCCUGAAGUCUGCGUUAAACUCCUGUGGCUUCCAGGGGCAGCAUUUCAUCUGGCACCCACCUCUGCUUCUCCUAUUUGCUCCUCCCUUGCAGCCUCUUGUCCGUGAGCUAUGAAAGGCAGAAUACUGUUAGGUUAUCUCCUUCUUCUCUGACCUCAGAAUGGAUUGACCGAGGCUUUGCCUUCCCCAGCUGUAACCUCGGCCUCCCAAACUUUAAAUGAGAACUUUCUCAAAGGAUGCACAAGAGAGCACUUUACUGAGCUGUGUGGGACAAAAUUGGGCCUCUUUGGUGCCCAGGUAGAACACUGCUCUUCUCAAAAUUGUUUUGCAUGGACACUCCUCAGCUGCAGGGGAAAAAAAAAAAAAAGAAAAAAAAAAAGGGAAAACAAUCUUUUCUAGAUAUGUUUUUGAAGAGUGUUCGAAGUUUGCAAUGAUAUUUUUAAAUAGUGGUAAUAUUUUUUCCCCUUCAUGUUCGUAACUCUGUUCUUGCUUUGGAAAUCUGUAUUGAUUUAGAAUUGUCAGUAUUUGUAAGGAACUGAGUUGUAUGUUGUUUCUCAGCAGCCCAAGUGAUGCUGGUUUCUAGCAAAUACUUUUUAAUUUGCACUUAAGAAGAAAGAUUAUAUCUGCAUUAGCGUGGAGUAAAGUUGCUAUUUGAUGAUGUGGCCAUGCUGCCUGUCCCUUGUUGCCCUCCUCAGAUGAAAGACAAACCUGACCACUACAGCAACAGACUUUUCAUAGCAUAAAGUUAGCGCUGCACCACAACCUGGCCAGCCGCAUGUGUACAGUUUUUUGGGGAUAAAUGCUUUGCUGAUGGUGAAAUAAAAUCAUUGUUGUGGGUACCACCAUGUCCAUGGUUUCCAGCACAGGAAAGCUUCUUUCUUUUCUUACAAGCCGUGGAGCUCCUUUCAGGGAGGAUCUGUUAGGACGAGAAUUGUUCAGACAACAUCACCUUUCCUCCACGUCCAUUUAUUCAUAAUCAGGUGUACAGUACCUACUUUUCCCUCAGGUGCCAUUUCCCAUUCAGUAUUUCCUGGUACUGUGACAUCCAGUUGUCUGGCUUUGUCCACGGCAAGGGAGGAAUGUAGAUUUUACACAUCUGGUAAGAAAAUGUCUGCAAAAAUGGGCAGAGCUGUCCCACUGUGGCUCUUGUGUAGCAGAACCCUCAGCAAGCACUAAUGCUUUGUGCACUAGGGCUGGUCAGCAAGCAACUUCUUGGUGCUGGGAGCUGGUGCUAUAACACUUUGAUUUACACCUUGUUGCAGGGAGCUGCUCUUUGUUUACGUGUAGCUUGAACUAUUGAGCACAGUGUAUGUUUUAAAUCUUUACUGGGCAAAUCACUUUACAGUAUCUUUACAGAUUUGCUUGCCAUGACGCGUAUUGUCAGUGAGCGCUCAUUUAUUUUGUAUUAGAUGAAUAUUACCAGUGAUGCUUUGCUGUAGCAGUUCAUUGUCUGACUUGGGUUUUUUCGUGUUUGGUUGGAGUGACAGUUACAGAAAACAAGUCUCCAGGUCUCUGGUAAUCUGAUUUUUCACUGCAGACUGGAGUAUGUGGAGGCAAUGCCUCACGUGGUCGAAAGGCUGUAAGGAGAACUGUACUAAUUGUCGAUAGCAGCCUGACUUUAUUGGGGAUUUACACUAGAGGGAAGAGCAUAUUCUAGGAACUCUAAAAACAGCUGGCUUGACAGCUCUGGCCGAGUGUUAGGAAGGUUAGAGAUGGCUUACUACUGUCUGAAUCACAAAGCAAUAUGUCUUUCUCGUGGUUACAGAAGAUUCAGAGCUCCUCUCUAAAGCACGUGCCUAUACACAGAACCUACCUGUACAACAGUUAAUUCAGUCAGAGGCUUGAUUUCUACCCCCCUCAUUUGUAAACGUGACAGGAUUAAAAAUAAGUAGAUGUGGCCUUCCUAGAGUUUUUCCUCUAAAAGUGAUUGCACUAUGUAAAACACACUGUACUUUGCCCAGCCUGGGCAUCCUUGUGCUGCUGCAAUGCUGCUUUGUAUACCAGGGGUGCAGUGCGCAGAUUUGACACUAGCACUCAUUCUGACCUACAAGCUGUUGCUUCAAUGGAUGUAUAUUGAGAAGUUUUCUAAUGUUGCAAGAUCUCCAUCAAACUCACUGCAAUCUGUACUGUCAAAGUAUGUAAAGGGACUGACUGAAAGAAAACCCUGUUGCUUACCAGAAAGGUAAAUCUAAAUAAAAGAUGCAUGACCUGUC
Lagopus muta (rock ptarmigan) is the source of this 13044-nucleotide messenger RNA. It is a transcript of the gene ECPAS, whose product is annotated as Ecm29 proteasome adaptor and scaffold. The record is from RefSeq and is a predicted model, not a curated record. Gene Ontology annotation, biological process: proteasome assembly. Lineage: Eukaryota; Metazoa; Chordata; Aves; Galliformes; Phasianidae. Gene Ontology annotation, molecular function: molecular adaptor activity. Bases 4784 to 10372 code for a protein of 1862 amino acids. The transcript has 50 exons. Gene Ontology annotation, cellular component: cytoplasm; nucleus.